Aspergillus pseudotamarii is the source of this 1505-nucleotide messenger RNA. Its product is annotated as putative oxysterol binding protein (Orp8). The record is from RefSeq and is a predicted model, not a curated record. The transcript is spliced from 6 exons. NCBI's taxonomy places the organism in Eukaryota, Fungi, Ascomycota, Eurotiomycetes, Eurotiales, Aspergillaceae. Gene Ontology annotation, molecular function: sterol binding. Gene Ontology annotation, cellular component: membrane; intracellular membrane-bounded organelle; cytosol. Bases 86 to 1366 code for a protein of 426 amino acids. Gene Ontology annotation, biological process: endocytosis; maintenance of cell polarity; exocytosis.
UUUUAAUAUCGCUGCUCUCCCCAGCCAUAUAUUUACCUACUCACAAAUUCUCUCUACUUUAACCAUCUAAAAACCAGACCUCGCUAUGUCUCCCGCGACAGCAUCGGAUGCCCCCGAAAAGACUCCUGACGACUCUUCCAAGUUAAAGACCUUCCUCUCUAUUUUGAAGAAGUUUGUUGGGGUCGCUGAUAUCGCAUCUGUUCGCUUUUCGUUACCUGCCCAUCUUCUAGAGCCGACGCCCAAUUUAGAAUAUUGGAACUACUUGGACAGACCAGAGACCUUUGCAAGCAUUGGUCAAUCAGACGAUCCGCUGGGUCGGACGCUUGAGAUAUUAAGGUUUUGGUUCACAAAGGACUUGAAAUACAUCAAGGGCAAGCCGUGCAAGCCGUAUAAUUCUACCCUGGGUGAAUUUUUCAGAGCUACUUGGGAGGUCGAUGCUGCCCUCCCAGAAGUACAGGUACACUCUAAGCCAGGGUUAAAUAAUGGAACCUGCACCGCGAAGGGCAAUGUUCAAGCGGUCAAGGUAUGCUACCUGACUGAACAGACAUCUCACCAUCCACCAGUAUCCGCAUUUUUCAUCGACUGCCCGCAACGAGGGGUUUCAGCACGUGGCUUUGACCAAAUUAGUGCCAAAUUUACGGGCACAAGCAUUCGCGUUGCUCCCGGUCAGCAUAACCUGGGGAUCUUCGUCAGAAUCGCCCCAAGAGAUAAUGAGGAGUAUCAGCUGACCCACCCUGCGGCCCAUCUGGGUGGCUUGUUGAGGGGUGCACUGGCCAUAACCGUAUCAGAUACGUGCUACGUAACUUGCCCCAAAACACGCAUCAAGGUGAUUUUACAAUACCUGGAAGAUGGCUGGAUUGGCCGAGCUCAACACAGGGUCGAAGGAGUGGUCUUUCGAUAUGAUCCCGACAUGGAUACCACGACGAAAAUCAAAGAUGUGCCAGAGAGCGAUAUUCUUGCCAGAAUUAGCGGGUCAUGGCACGGACAAGUCUAUUUCACCUUGGCUGGGACAGAUGAGCCUCAACUUCUAAUCGAUAUCACCCCUCUUUUUCCAGCCUCCAAGAGUGUGCCUCCCGAGGAGAGUCAACUGUCCAACGAGUCUCGCAAAUUUUGGUCCAAUGUCACCGAGGCGAUAGUAGAUAAAAAGUAUAGCCAGGCCACCAAGUGCAAACAAUAUAUUGAAGAGAGGCAGCGGCAAAGGGCUGCUGAGAGACAGGCAAAGAAUGAGAUAUGGCAGCCUCGGUUUUUCACGGAUGCUGUUACUCCCUUGGGCAAACCAGAGUUGACUGAAGAAGGGCGCAAGGCUCUUGAGGGGCUCUAUAAUGGUGACUACAGCUUGGAAGAAAGCGAAACAAAAGGCGCAUAGACUUACUACUCUUCUGGUUGUGACUGUAGAUACAUACAUGAACUUGGCGUAUAAGACAAGAGGCUACGAAUUAGUCCUUGGCCUAACAUUACAAACCACUUUUGGAGCUUUCCCUUUUCCUGAUAAUGUUCAAAGUCCG